Molecule: messenger RNA, 3420 nt
Organism: Papaver somniferum (opium poppy)
Lineage: Eukaryota; Viridiplantae; Streptophyta; Magnoliopsida; Ranunculales; Papaveraceae
Exons: 4
Coding region: 1-3420 (1139 amino acids)
Source: RefSeq, a predicted model, not a curated record
AUGGUGAAUAACAAUGAUUCUGAGUCCAAUACAGCUCUUCCUCAUGAUCUCAUUAUGGAUGAUAUACUCACUGGAGGUCCAAUUGAGUCUGUGGUCCGGUUCACUUGUGUAUGCAAAUUAUGGUCCAAAUACCUCUUAAACGACAAGAGAUUUGCUCUUCUUCAUCAAAAGAACUCUUCUUACUCAUCGUCACCAGGUAUCAUUGGUGCCAAGCUCGAUAAAAGUAGUUGUAAAUAUCAUUUAUCAUUAUAUGAUGUUGAUAAGAAUCAAAGAAAAAUCUGGAACAAAGAGGUAUUUGGUCACACCAACACGAGGCUGAAUGCUAUUCUCUCUGAUAUUCAAACACUUGAUGGACUUGCGGAAGAUAAUAUUCUUAAUGAAGAGGAGCGGAUUAUGCAACUUCAGAACAAAGUGGAGUUUGAGAAGAUUUCAAAGAUGGAGGAAACUGCAUGGAAAAUCAAAUCAAAUACUAAAUGGUUACAAGAAGGAGAUAGGAACACAUCAUUCUUCAUCAGUAACGCAUCUGCUAGAAGAAGAUACAACAGAAUCAGACAACUUUACAUUGGUGAUGAAUUGGUUUCUGACAGAGGAAGGCUUCAAGAUCCUAUAGUGGAGUACUAUAAAACACUAUUUACUGAAGAAGAAGUUAUAAGACCUGAUUUAGAGGGGAUUGAAUUUGAUUCUAUCACCUCUCUGGAAGCUUCUAUUUUAGAAGCUAAUUUUACUGAAGAAGAAGUUUUGCAUGCUAUCAGUGACUUAGCUAAUGAUAAAGCUGCGGGUCCGGAUGGUUUUCCUAUACUCUUCUUUCAGAAGUGUUGGCGUUUUAUCAAGGAAGAUAUUAUGAGUACGGUAAACGAAUUUUGCACUACAGGUACUAUCAACUCUAAACAUAACUCUACUUUCAUUACUCUUGUACCUAAAAAAGAUCAUAUUGAGACUAUAAAUGAUUGUAGACCUAUUUGUCUUCUUACAAGCGUCUACAAGAUCAUAGCAAAAGUUCUAGCUACAAGGCUUAAACUUGUUAUGGAUAAGCUCAUCUCUCCGGUGCAAUGUGCAUAUAUUGAAGGUAGGCAAAUAAUUGAUGAUACAUUAAUUGCUAAUGAGUUGGUGGACUCCAGACUUAAGUCUGGAAAACCUGGAAUUGUGUGCAAAAUUGAUCUUGAGAAGGCUUUUGACAGAAUAAACUGGAUAUAUGUCGAAUUUGUAUUACAACAAAUGAGUUUCAGCAAGAAAUGGUGUGAUUGGUUGAGAUUUUGCUACUCUACUUCUUCCUUUUCGGUUCUUAUUAAUGGGUCUUCAUUCGGCUACUUCACUAGUACUAGAGAUGUAAGACAAGAUGACACUAUUUUCUUUGUGGAUAAUAACAAGGAUGAGUUACUUAACUUAUUCUCUGCUUUACAUUUCUUUGAGUUCAUCGCUGGUCUAAAGGUAAAUACAUCUAAAACUAGACUCAUUGGUGUGGGGGAUGUACCUGACUUAGCUAUCUGGGAAGAGGAAUUUGGUUGUUCAACUGAUUGCUUACCUUUUAUGUAUCUUGGGAUGCCUCUUGGUACAAAGUCUGGCUCGAAAGUAAUUUGGGAUCCAAUUUUUGAGAAGUUUGAUGCUAGAUUAUUUGUUUGGAUAAGGAUCUCUUUAUCUAGAGGAGGUAAACUUGCUCUUUUAAAAUGUAUCUUGUCUUCUCUUCCCACUUAUUAUUUUUCGUUGUUUAAGGCUCCUGCUUCAGUUAUCAAGAUCCUAGAAAAGAAGAUGUGUAAUUUCUUGUGGGAAUGCAAGGAUGGUGCAAAGACAUCUCAUUUAGUUAAUUGGGACAUGGUCCGUGCAACUAAAGAGAGAGGUGGUCUUGGUGUUUGCAAUCUUAAGCUAAUGAAUCAAGCACUAUUGGCUAAAUGGUGUUGGAGGUAUGGUGUCGAAAAGAAUAAACUCUGGUACAAAAUUAUAGUACACAAAUAUGGGGAUGAUUUCUCCUUUUGGAAUACCGGUAAAAUAACUCAAUCUUAUGUUGUUUCUUGUUGGCGGAGCAUUGCUGAAAUGGAAGGAUUAAUCUACGAUAACUACACAUUGUAUUUACAUUCAGGUAGAGGAAUUUACUUUUGGAAUGAUGUAUGGUGUGGUCAACUUCCUCUAGCAACUGUUUAUCCAAAUUUGUAUAAGUUAUCAAGAGAUAGAAACGUCAAGUUAGCAGACAUGGUAUCUUCGAACGGUAAUUGGAAGUUUGAUUUCAAGAGAGUACUUCAUUCUUUAGAGGUUGAAGAUUACGCUGCACUUCUAACUGUUAUUGGCGACAACCCACCAGCUCGGGAUGGAUUGCCAGACACGAGAAGAUGGAGACUCAACACCACGGGGGUCUUUACAGUCAAAUCACUUUAUGCAAAACUGGUUAGUGAAUUCGGUGUCGACAACUUUCCGUAUCAUUUUAUUUGGAAGUCUGCAAUACCUCCUAAGAUCAAUAUCUUAAUGUGGAGUCUAAUUCAUGGUAAACUGAAUACCAUAGAUGUACUUCUACACAAAGGUUUGAACUUGUAUAAUUCUUGUGCUUUAUGUGGAAUUGGUGCUGAGUCGCAAGACCACUUAUUUCUCCAUUGUAAGAUUGCAUACAAGAUAUGGUUUAGCCUGAUCCCUAAAACAGGUUGGGUGUGGGUUCUGGCUGGUUCUAUGAAUAUCUUAGCAGAUAUGUGGCAUCACCAUUUAUUCUCAAGCUCUGGUAAUUAUAUUUGGGAUUUGAUUCCGGCAGCAAUUGUUAGUACGAUUUGGAGAGAAAGGAACUGCAGACGUUUCGAAACUCAAUAUCUUUAUAAAACAGAUGAUGACUUGGUUAACGAAGUUAAAUCUGCAGUCCUAGCUUGGGUAGCUGCAACAGGACAUCAUGACAAUUUCUGCAAGAUCUUAACACUUGGAGAAUUCGGAAGGGAAUCUUGGAGAAAUCUAGUAAAGCCUGGUUUCCGUUUCGACAAACCUUACAACUCUAAGAGGAGUGGAGUUGUUUUCUCGAAUGGUGUUUUAUAUUGGCUUCGAGGCGGUACUGAAGAACUCAAGAAAGCAAUAUAUAAUGUUUAUUUUAGUACAGAAACUUUUCAUGCUACUAAACUCCCCAACGACGAAUCGUUUUGUAAGAAUACUGAUGAUAAGUGCGAGUGGGUGAGACAAAGGAAUAUUGAACUGGGGAGGAGCUUUCAGAAUGCUGUUAAAAAACUUACCUUCUGGGAUUUACAAUAUGACUGUGUAAUUAUUGAAAUUGUCACAAACCCUAAACUCAAAAUCAUAUUCCAGUUGGUUGGGCUUCGUGAAGCCGAAGGGGAGGAUGUUUCAAUAAGUUAUGAGUACUACUCUUGUGAUGUUGAGUUGGAUAAGAUUGAGUAUUACGAUUCAAAGGUGGAGGAUGGCAAAGGCGAAUGGCAUGUAAACAACAUUGCUUACAUUUAG